AUGGCUGCGUUGCGCGCUUAUAUCGACGCUCCUUUCGUGAGUGUCUCGUCGAUCCUGGGAGCGUCCGUUGACGAAGUUAAACUCAUUGGAUCCUUCAUUCUUUCAUACCCCUUAGCGGCUAUCCUCAAGCGAAUCCCCGACAGAGAUCCAUGGAAAAAGAAUGCCUUCAUUGUCUUCGUGUCUCUUUUCUAUAUUAUUGGGCUGUACGAGCUCUGGGAUGGCUUGCGAACCCUGCUCUACAGCUCUGUGGCAACCUAUCUCAUUGCCUACUACAUUGACGGUUCUUUGAUGCCUUGGAUCGGCUUUACCUUCUUGAUGGUGCACAUGUCCGUCAGCCAUAUUCACCGACAAAUAACAGAUGAUGCGUCAGUCGUCGAUAUCACCGGACCUCAAAUGGUGCUUGUCAUGAAACUUUCGGCAUUUUGCUGGAAUGUGCAUGACGGUCGGCUUCCACAGAGUGAACUCUCAGAUGCUCAAAAGUACGCCGCAAUCAAGGAGUUCCCAAGCGUAUUAGAUUUUGCCGGAUAUGUUCUAUUCUUCCCGUCCUUGUUCGCAGGUCCUGCCUUUGACUAUGUUGACUAUCGCCGAUGGAUCGAAACAACGCUGUUUGAUGUUCCACCAGGCACCGAUCCCUCGAAGAUCCCGCCAACUCGCAAGAAGAGAAAAAUCCCGCGUAGUGGACGUCCAGCGACGGCGAAGUUGGUUUUUGGUCUCUUUUGGAUCCUACUCUUUGUGAAACUAGGUUCUCUUUAUCCACCCAGUUUCUUUUUGAGCGACGAGUAUGAGAAAUUCUCAUUCCCGCGUCGUGUCUGGCAACUUCACAUGUUUGGAUUUGUCAAUCGGCUCAAAUAUUACGGAUCCUGGUCCCUGACCGAAGGUGCUUGUAUUCUAUCGGGUCUCGGAUACAACGGCUUCGACCCGAAGACAGGCAAGGUUUUUUGGGAUCGUCUGGAAAAUGUCAAUCCUUGGGGCCUAGAGACUGCGCAGAACACUAGAGGAUAUCUCGAGAAUUGGAACAAAAAUACGAAUCAUUGGUUGCGGAACUACAUUUAUUUACGAGUCACGCCCAAGGGUAAGAAGCCAGGAUUCCGGGCUAGCCUGGCAACCUUUGUUACCAGCGCCGUCUGGCAUGGCUUUUAUCCCGGUUACUACCUGUCAUUUGUUUUGGCAUCCUUCAUUCAGACUGUCGCAAAGAAUGUCCGACGCCAUGUUCGCCCUUUCUUUCUGAGCCCAGAUGGAUCUAAGCCGACGGCCUUGAAACGUUACUAUGACUUGGCAUCUUGGUUUGCAACUCAAUUAAUUAUGUCGUUUACAGUCGCGCCAUUCGUCAUUCUCUCCUUCUCCGACACAAUUGCAUUAUGGAGACAUGUGUAUUUCUAUGGAGUUUUGGCCGUUGCUUCAGCAGUUGCGUUCUUUGUCAGCCCCGCCAAGGGCUACCUUAUCGCACAACAGAAGAAACGCAGUCGUCCAGCAUUGGCACGAACUGUCAGCGCAGAGAAUCCUGUGUUGGGUCUUCCAAAUGAUCUAGAGAAGGAAGUCGACAAUGCAAUUAAGGAGAUUUCCGAAGACAUUGAAGAGAUGCGCAAGAACGGCUCUAAGGUUUCUAUGCCGUCGCCUCAGGAACUACGUGGUUUGGUGGAGGAAAAACUUGGCCAAAAGAAGUAG
Talaromyces atroroseus is the source of this 1665-nucleotide messenger RNA. RefSeq lists its product as hypothetical. Bases 1 to 1665 code for a protein of 554 amino acids. Lineage: Eukaryota; Fungi; Ascomycota; Eurotiomycetes; Eurotiales; Trichocomaceae. Gene Ontology annotation, cellular component: endoplasmic reticulum; membrane. Gene Ontology annotation, molecular function: 1-acylglycerophosphocholine O-acyltransferase activity; 1-acylglycerol-3-phosphate O-acyltransferase activity. Gene Ontology annotation, biological process: lipid modification; glycerophospholipid biosynthetic process. The record is from RefSeq and is a predicted model, not a curated record. The transcript is spliced from 4 exons.